Mycotypha africana is the source of this 2462-nucleotide messenger RNA. RefSeq lists its product as uncharacterized. Lineage: Eukaryota; Fungi; Mucoromycota; Mucoromycetes; Mucorales; Mycotyphaceae. Bases 235 to 2232 code for a protein of 665 amino acids. The record is from RefSeq and is a predicted model, not a curated record. The transcript is spliced from 4 exons. Gene Ontology annotation, cellular component: cytoplasm; cell septum. Gene Ontology annotation, biological process: establishment of cell polarity; positive regulation of G2/M transition of mitotic cell cycle.
CAACAACUUCAACAAUAGUUACUGCAGGUAGCAAUUCAAGAAACACAGUAGUCAGCCUACAUCCACUGUCACUUGCUGCUGAGGCUGAUGUUGAAGAUAGCUUGUCAACAAUAACGCAAAAUACUUUGAUGAGUAAUAAUAAAAGCUUAGAGUCAUUUCAUAGUACAAGCACUGAUAUUAUAUGAUAAGCAUCCAGAAAUUGCACCAGAUGAAUUUGCCAACUUCAUACAAACGAUGGGAGUCAAUGCUACAAGACGUAGGUCUUCAAGUAUACAUAGAAAGAAAUCUAUCCUAUCCCAUUCCGUGAGCUCUACAUCAACUUUUAAGGAUGGCGAAUCAACAAUGGAUGAUGACGUUGAUGAAAAGCAAGAAGAAGCGGGUGGCGAAGAUAUAUCACUCAGUCGAACCUUAUCAGAAAAGAAAAGACUAUUUUUACAAAAAGUAUUGAAGGACGAUCAACAUACAGACAUGACAGAUAGCAGCAAUAGUAAAAAUACAGAUGCAUUUGAUCGCGAUUCAACUUCAAUUGAUGAUUCCCGUAUUAAUACUUCUCGGGCCGACAGAUCUUUACUGCGUCGAUCUGCUUUUUCUGCUCGGGGCAGAAGUCGCAGAUCAGUCACCAAUAAUAGUAAUAGAGCUGUCGACGGAAUAGCGGGGGAGAUGGAUGGCAUUUCAUCCACUAAAUUCCACCGACGUUCUUUAUCACAAAGAGAAGCAGCAACAGCAGCAGCAGUUAUAGAUUUCUCAUUGGAUCCUGAUAGCAGUAGUAAUGCUUUCACCCCCUCCCUCACCAAUUUUACUAGAAGCAACAGUACUGCAAGCAGUAGAAGUAGCAGCACCACAAGCACUUCUGCAGUUAUGUGGGAUAAAGUCAAUGGCAUAAGUCUGAUGGAUCAAUCUACCAGAAAGGCAGACUAUAUUGAUAUGGGAAAUGAGUUGGAGAACCCCACUUUGCCGAUGCUUUCACGUGUGCAAGAAGCGGAGUCACAAGUUUUGUCAUCGUCGUCAUCGCAGCUGAUAGCUGAAGAACAGUUAGACAAUAUCAGUAUAAAGUUAGACAAAAAAGAAGACGUAUUGCCAUCAGCAGUAUUGAUAACAAAGGAGAAGCUAGAAGAUGAGCUCAUAGUAAAAGAACCAGAGAAACCUGUAAUACCUGACGACGUCAUUACUGAGGAAAAAAAAGAGGGGAAGCAACCAAAAAUGGAUGAGGAAAAGGACGAAACGAUUAUCACAGCUAUGACAACGACAGAAAUGGGCGCGACGCUAACGAAAAGCGAUGCUGAACAAAAGUUAAAGCGGCCUACAAUUAUCCGCUCUGAAUCGGAUAUUGUUAGUGCCGCCAAGACUAUUCCUGCAACUACAACAUCCAAACCGGCUAAACGAAACUCAUGGUUUUCGGGUCUAUUUACAAACAAUACGAAUGACAAGAAGACGAGCCUUGCUACUAAAAAAGAGAAAGAAAAAGCUAAAAAGGCAGCUCCUACAACAACAGCCGUUACUACCACUAACAACAACACUGCUGCUUCGGCCUUUUCAGGAUUCGCAUCUAUAUUUACGCGAUCUUUGUCUAAAUCCUCGGGUUCAACUCCAACAAUUACUCCUGCGAACAUUACCUCUAAAUCAAAGUCCAAGCAAAAAUCUGCGAAUGAAUAUCAAAAGAAGAAGAAUGCUUCUGUCGACAGCAGCAGGAAUAAAGCAAACGAUAAAACCAGCAAAUCCAAAUAUCCUACUCCUCCUACUCAUGCAGUUACCGUUUCUACCACCUUACUAUUUAACUCUAAUAGAUUACCACUUCACGUUGAACGUGCAAUUUAUCGACUUUCACAUAUGAAGUUAGCAGAUAUCCGCAGGCCUUUACGUCAACAAGUGUUGAUAUCCAAUUUGAUGUUUUGGUAUCUAUCUAUUCAGCAAAGUGCUUUUCGUAAUCAAACAACUUCUUUGAUACCAGAGCAUCAACAACAACAAUCUUCAUCAUAUAACAAUAUACCCUCCUCAUUACCAAAACAACAACAAUCGACAGCAAAGAAACCUCCUAGUAAAAUGUCAAAGUUUAUAAGCUCAGCGAAAAAACGUAGAAAUGAAAUGGCACAGUUUGUUCAAAACUAUCCGGUUGUAAGCGUAGAAAUCUACCAACGUUACCUCCUCAUUAUUAUCGAGCGAACAGUACUCACUCUAUCAAACAAGACGAAUUCGAAAAUAGAGAAGCUGAUGAGGAAGAUGAUAUACCUUUAAGCCAGUAUAGGACAUAGUCACUCGAGAAUAUAUUCAAGCCACUAUACAUAUAUCUACUUUACCACUACCUUUUUCUUUUCAUUUUAGUAUCCUAUUUAUUAGCCUCACUCAGUUCUACAUUAAUUAAUUUAUAAUGACACACUUUCAAAAGCGAACUCAUGCUCUCUUCUCCUGACGUAUUUAACUGUCAUCGGUACUAUAAUUUUCAUACUACUUCUACUUUGUGCAAG